Molecule: messenger RNA, 1629 nt
Organism: Cordyceps fumosorosea ARSEF 2679
Lineage: Eukaryota; Fungi; Ascomycota; Sordariomycetes; Hypocreales; Cordycipitaceae
Product: Malate synthase, glyoxysomal
Exons: 4
Coding region: 1-1629 (542 amino acids)
Biological process (GO): glyoxylate cycle
Cellular component (GO): cytoplasm; peroxisomal matrix
Molecular function (GO): malate synthase activity
Source: RefSeq, a predicted model, not a curated record
AUGGCUUCACAAGACACCAUCCUCCAGGGCGUCAACGUCCUCGGCAAGGUCGACCACGCGCACAAGAAGAUCCUCACCCCGCAGGCCCUCACCUUCCUCGCGCUGCUGCACCGGUCCUUCAACGGCACGCGCAAGAGCCUGCUUGAGCGCCGCAAGCUGCGCCAGGCCGAGCUCGACCGCGGCGUGCUGCCCGACUUCCUGCCCGAGACCAAGCACAUCCGCGAGAAUGCCACCUGGAAGGGCGCGCCGCCCGCCCCGGGCCUGGUCGACCGCCGCGUCGAGAUCACCGGCCCGCCCGACCGCAAGAUGGUCGUCAACGCGCUCAACUCGGACGUCUUUACCUACAUGUCGGAUUUUGAGGACUCGUCCGCUCCCACCUGGGACAACAUGAUCAACGGCCAGGUCAACCUCUACGAUGCCAUCCGCGGCCAAGUUGACUUCAAGCAGGGCGCCAAGGAGUACAAGCUGCGCACCGACCGCAAGCACCCGACCCUCAUCGUCCGCCCGCGCGGCUGGCACCUCGAGGAGAAGCACGUCACCGUCGACGGCGAGCCCAUGUCCGGCUCGCUCUUCGACUUUGGCCUGUACUUCUUCCACAACGCCGUCGAGUACCAGCGUCGCGGCUACGGGCCGUACUUUUACCUGCCCAAGAUGGAGUCGCACCUCGAGGCGCGCCUGUGGAACGACGUCUUCAACCUGGCCCAGGACUACAUCGGCAUGCCGCGCGGCACCAUCCGCGGCACCGUCCUCAUCGAGACCAUCCUGGCCGCCUUUGAGAUGGACGAGAUUAUCUACGAGCUGCGCGACCACUCGUCCGGGCUCAACUGCGGCCGCUGGGACUACAUCUUCUCGGUCAUCAAGAAGUUCCGCCUCAACCCCAACUUUGUGCUGCCGGACCGGUCGGCGGUGACGAUGACGGUGCCGUUCAUGGACGCCUACGUCAAGCUGCUGAUCCAGACGUGCCACCGUCGCGGGGUGCACGCGAUGGGCGGCAUGGCGGCGCAGAUCCCGAUCAAGGACGACAAGGCGGCCAACGACGCGGCCAUGGCCAACGUGCGCGCGGACAAGCUGCGCGAGGUGCGCGCGGGACACGACGGCACCUGGGUGGCGCACCCGGCGCUGGCGGCGAUCGCGCUGGACGUGUUCAACACGCACAUGCCGACGCCCAACCAGCUGUUCGUGCGCCGCGAGGAGGUCAAGGUCGGCCAGAACGACCUGCUCAACAUGAACGUCCCCGGCAAGGUCACCGAGGAGGGCAUCCGCAAGAACCUCAACAUCGGCCUGGGCUACAUGGAGGCCUGGAUCCGCGGCGUCGGCUGCGUGCCCAUCAACUUCUUGAUGGAGGACGCCGCCACCGCAGAAGUCUCCCGCUCCCAGCUCUGGCAGUGGGCGCGCCACGGCGUCACCACCGCCGAGGGCAAGCGCGUCGACAAGGCCUACGCCCUCAAGCUGCUCAAGGAGAGCGCCGAACAGCUGGCCUCCAAGGCCGGCAAGGGCAACAAGUACCACCUCGCCGCGCAGUACUUUGCCGGCCAGGUCACCGGCGAGGACUAUGCCGACUUCCUGACCAGCCUUCUGUACGACGAGAUUACUGCUCCCGGCUCCCCCGCCCCUGCCGCCAAGUUGUAA